Phymastichus coffea is the source of this 2508-nucleotide messenger RNA. Its product is annotated as protein suppressor of hairy wing-like. The coding region runs from base 534 to 2498 and encodes 654 amino acids. The transcript is spliced from 10 exons. Lineage: Eukaryota; Metazoa; Arthropoda; Insecta; Hymenoptera; Eulophidae. The record is from RefSeq and is a predicted model, not a curated record.
ACGCCUCGUAAGAAAGAUUCAUAUGUCGUAUAUAAGAAUUGAUUUGAGAGUAAAAUAGAACAAAAUUUCUAGCUGUCCGAAAUUAAAAGCAGAAUGCAGAGUCCGCGAGCAGACGGAAAAGAGAUGGCUAAAAGGGAGGGGGAAUGAAAAAGGCGUGCCCCUUCGCUUAGGCCAUUUUGUAAGGCGUUGUGUUCGGGUGGUGAACGUGUCGCUAGGGGCUCGUAAAAAACUACCGUGUAAAUAGCAAAUUGUGGUGAAAACAGUUCGAUUGGGUUAUUGGGUCUUAUUGCCUCUUCCAUCUACACGUAGUGAUUGUAAUCGGCGACCAAAAAUAGUGAGUAUGGAGAAAAAAGGAAGGUGAUCAUGAGACACGAUUUGGUCUGCAACAGAGCCAAGCAGCGUUGGGCUGUUGACACGCAUUCAUGCUUCAUGUACCUUAACGCCUUUGAUUCAUCGUCAACAGAUUGUUAGCUGGUGUGCAACUAUAAAUUGUGAUUUUUUGUACAGUUUAAUCGAGACUAAAUCAAACAAUCAUGGGGGAAGUUAUAGAAAUUUUAAAAGUAGAGAAUACUUACUUACCACAUGAUGAGAUGAGUGAAGUAGUUGCUGACUUGUUGGUUAAAAACUCAGAUCAAGGUACUCUUAUAAUACCUGACAUGAUAGACUCAGAAGUUCUUACACAAAAUGGUCAAAUUAUUCAGAUUAUUGGAGAAUUUGAGUGUGUUACUUGUCGACGUAUGUUCCCAAGUGAAGAUAUGUUGAAAGAACACUUACAAGUAUGCAGAGAGGAAGAUGAUGAUGCUGAGUUUCUAGAAUUAGGCAGGAUGGGUGACAUGGAUUCCGAAGAGGAAGAAGAGGAGGAAGAAAAUGAAUACAAAGUAGAUGAUCCAGACUAUAAUACUGAAAAUUCUAAUCCAUCAGAUUCUCAAAAUAUGAAAAAUAAUAAUCAAAAACCAGCAAUCAAACCAGUAUCAGAAGACCAAUGCCACUGUUGUGCAGAAGAUGUCAAGACUGCUCAUUCUGGCGGUCCUUUUAAAUGUCCACACUGUGAUUUAUCAUUUAAAAAAACAGCUUCCCUAGAGAGACAUUCAAUAGUUAUUCAUUGGGAAGUUGAUUCAUGCGUAUGUGAAGAUUGUAAUGCUACUUUUCGAAAUAAAAAGGCUUUGGACAAACAUCGCUAUACUACACAUAUGAAAACAAAGAAAGUAUACAAAUGUGAUAAAUGUGAUACUUAUUUUUCGAGGAGCUAUCAUUUGAAUCGCCACAAGCAGCAGUCGGGAUGUCACGGAGAUACUGCCAAUACUUUUUCAUGCCAGGUUUGCAAUAAAAUAUUCACACGGAAAGAUAAUUUAAGGGAGCACUUGAGAACCCACGCCGGAAUGCCUCAAAGAAAGAAGAAAUCCUGUAAUCUUUGCCCUAAACAAUUUUAUACUAAUCAGCAAUUGAUUAUACAUCAACGAAUGCACACUGGAGAGAGACCUAUAGAAUGUGAUUUAUGUACUAAGACCUUCUUGUCAACUUUAGCCAUGAAAAAACACAGAAGAGUUCAUACUGGAGAAAAGCCUUUUGAAUGCAAAUAUUGCCAAAAAAAAUUUGCUGCAAGAGAAACAUUAAAUCGUCAUCAAAGAACUCAUACUGGAGAAAAACCUCAUGUUUGUCAGUACUGUAACAAAUCCUUCAUUCAAGCAGCUCAGCUUAGAGCACACAUUUUCCAUCAUACUGGAGAAAACGGCUUUUAUUGUGAUAUUUGUGGUAAGGCUUUUAACCGAAAAGCCCGUCUAACUAAUCACAAGAAGUUUGUUCACGAAGGAGCUACGCCUUUCAAAUGUGACAAAUGUGAAAAAUCGUUCACACGAAAAGAAGAUUUAUCCAAACACAUGAAUCUUCAUGCCGGUAUUAAACCUCAUAAAUGCGAUACUUGUGGUAAAUGUUUCGCGGCUAAGUCAUCUUUACAAGCUCAUUUGAAUACCCACAGGCGUGAGCCGCCACAGUCAUGUGCUGAAUGUGGUAGAGCAUUUAUUCGACAAGAUUGUCUCAUGCGUCACAUCCGUGCAAAACAUAGAGAUCUCUUAGAAGAUGUACUCGGUGAAGCAGAGAAGAAGCAUUUACAAUUACAAAUGUUUAAUAUUGCUUAUGAAGCUGCUGAAAAGUCAAAAAUAGGAGAAACUAAUAUUCUUUCUACAGACGAAUUGAUGAAGGCUAUUACAGAACUUUUGACAAUAUUAAUUGAAAAAGAAACAUUAGACUUAUUUGGAUGGUGCCAAUCACCUUUGCAAGAAGUUUUGGAAGCUGUUAUUAGAAGAUGUGGACAUGAACCACUCACAGCUGACAGUGACUUAACAUUACCCGAAAGAUUGAGAGGAAACGUCAAACUUUUAUUCAAUGCUGUAAUUGAAGAUGAAAGUGUUAAAUCGUUACUAACUGCGCAAACUGUGGACGAAGUAAUUAUGCACGUUCUUAAAUCAUCCAAAAAAGGAACAGGGGAAAUAGAAGGGUAAAGUGUAUAUG